This is a messenger RNA of Staurois parvus, 450 nucleotides long. The record is from the annotation of a GenBank genome assembly. NCBI's taxonomy places the organism in Eukaryota, Metazoa, Chordata, Amphibia, Anura, Ranidae.
AUAGUGCAUGUAUCCAAAUGCAAAUAAUAUUUUUCACCAAAAACAUAUUCAGGGGAAUUCAAUAAAGCAGUAACAUGACUUUUCUGGAGGCAUGGCCCCUUUAACACUGCCUGCAUCUAAUUCAUGAAAGCCUUGCACCACUUUGGUUAUAAUUACCGAUAUCAGAUUCAGUCUGCUUCUACAAAUAUUUGUGCAAGAAUGGGUCGCUCUCAGGAGCUCAGUGAAUUCAAGCGUGGUACCGUGAUAGGUUGCCACCUGUGCAAUAAGUCCAUCCAUAAAAUUUCCUUGCUACUAAAUAUUCCACGGUCAACUGUUAGUGGUAUUAUAACAAAAUGGAAGCAACUGGGAACAACAGCAACUCAACCAUGAAGUGGUAGGCCACGUAAAAUGACAGAGCGGGGUCAGUGUAUGCUGAAGCGCACAAUGCGCAGAAGUCACCAACUGUCUGCA